AUGCAGGGGAACCCACCUGCGAAACGCCCAGGCAGGGCACGCGGCCAGCGGGCAAAACGUGCCUGUCUGGCCUGCAGGGUGCGCAAAAUACGCUGCGAUGUCACCGUGCACGGGAUUCCCUGUCUGAACUGCAAGCUCGACUCGGAAGACUGCAUCGUCAAGCCGCGGGCUGGCAAGAGACAGUCUGCCAAGGCCGUGGCCGAAUAUCGGAAGCAGCAGCAGCAGCAGCAGCAGCUGCUGCUGCAGCUCGAUCUUGAAUCUGGGCCAUCGCCAGGAAGCUUCAGCUCCUGCUCCACAUCCUCCCCACAGCCAGACCUCAGUUCUGCCAGUAUCACCGGCCUCUCAGCGGACAGGCCAUACGAGUCCUUCAUCGAUAUGGAUGACACCCUCUUUGCCGAAACAGACGAUGGCCAGCACGAGGAGAGGCCUGGACACGGUGUCGACAUGCUGGAUGAGUGCAACAUGGCCGUCGAAGGCGCUCUGGGCCCGACAGCCGUGUCUCCUCGCGAUCGUAUGGACUAUGGCUCAUCCACCCACUCUUUAGGCGUAGCCCAACCUCCUCUGUUCCUGCCUGCGGCCAAGACAUCGGAACCUCUGCACUCGUUUGUCCCCUGCAUCUGCUAUCGCUUCGUCGAGGCCGACACUGCAUGGCGUCUGGGACCGGCGGAUAUCGCGUUCCUGGAACAGCGGAGCUGCUUCCGCCUCCCCGAAAAGGCUGCUCUGGCCGCCUUUGUCGCGGCCUACUUCCGUUACGUCCAUCCUUUCCUGCCGGUGCUGAACGAGGCCGCAUUCUGUACCGCCUACGCAGACCAAUCGGCCGACUCGACGGCCGGCCAGCGAACCCCCUUGUUUGUCUUCCAGGCCAUGCUGUUCAUAUCCUGUCCGGUAAGAGGACCCCUCGUGGGGCCGAUGGGCAUCGACUUCGGAAAGCUGACAGCAUCGACAGCUCUUUUUGACGUCGACGUGUUCAAAGACGAUGUGCGCAGUGCGCAGGCAGCCCUGAUGUUGACAUAUCAAGCGCCGACGCCCAACGACAAGACCAGCUCGUUCUGGCUGGCGGUUGCCGUCCACUACGCACAGCGAGCCCAGGCGCACAGGUACCUCGCAAGCACAAGCGCGGCCCGGCAGGCAGUCCUGAAGCGACUGUGGUGGUGCUGUAUUCUUCGGGACAAGAUCAUGGCCCUCGGCUUGCGGCGACCACUGCACAUCCAGUCAUCCGAUUUCGAUUUCGACCAUAACAGCCUCAACGAGGGCGACUUUUGCGACGAGAUUCUCCAUUCCGAUGUGUACGACCGCCCGACGAAGCAGGUUAUGGUGCAGCUGAUCAUUGCGCUCUGCGAGCUCAUGGGUCCUCUGCACAGCAUCCUCACCAUGAUCGAUCCCAUGAAGGGCAUGGGCGCCGACAGCAACCAGCCAACGCUGCAGGAGCUCAAAUGCUGUCUCGCCCGGCUGGACCUGUGGUACCAGAAGGCAGUGGCACGGUUCCAGAUCCCGAUGCAUAUCUGCGGCGUGAACGAGUCGCUGAUUCUCUUUACGAAAAUGAUCUACAUAUACUACUAUACGGCCAAAGUGCUGCUAUGCCAUCACACUAUCGUGCUCUGUGUCACGGACAAGGAUGACCAGGAUGCCGCCCGGGAGCUGCGGCUGCAUGCACAGUCGGAAAUCAACACGGCUCGCCGCAAGACGACGGUCGAUCUCAUGGAGCUCCUGCAGCGCGGACUCGCCCAGUAUUUGCCAAAUACCUUUGUUGCCUUCUCGGCUUUUCCCUUUGUGUGGUAUAUCCUGGAGACAAAAGUGACAAGUAGUCCCCUGGGAAAUGACCAGGCUUCGCAGCCCAUACAGACAUACAAGGCCAUCAUGCGGGGCUUCCGAGAGCAGCACGAGAGUGCCGACGACGUGUUGCUGUGCAUCCAGUCGAUUGUGAAGCAUAUUCAGGAAGUAUGGCCCCCGCAGCGAACCCACGAACGACCACGAGAAUACGCUUCCUACUUGCUGCAGAAUUCAUAUCAAGAUGCGGUACUGGAAGAGAUCUCCGACAAGCCACAACGCCCACAUGAUGUAUGGACAGAUCUGCUGGUUGGAAGUCCCCGGAGAUACUGUCAGAUUCUGCUUACCGUCGACUAUUUCCUUUCCUAUGGCUGCUUUCCUUCUGAGAGUGACUUUCCCAAGGUCUUGCAGGGCCUGGAUAUGGAGAAACCUAAAGAGGACCUUGAGGGCGGUGGUGAUGUGGACACGCCGGCCAACUUCGACUUUUAUCAAUGCCUCGAGCAGGCACUUGAAGCGGUUCUCUUUUGA
Grosmannia clavigera kw1407 is the source of this 2295-nucleotide messenger RNA. RefSeq names its product c6 zinc finger domain containing protein. Gene Ontology annotation, biological process: DNA-templated transcription; regulation of DNA-templated transcription. Gene Ontology annotation, molecular function: DNA-binding transcription factor activity, RNA polymerase II-specific; DNA binding; zinc ion binding. Lineage: Eukaryota; Fungi; Ascomycota; Sordariomycetes; Ophiostomatales; Ophiostomataceae. The record is from RefSeq and is a predicted model, not a curated record. The transcript is spliced from 5 exons. Bases 1 to 2295 code for a protein of 764 amino acids.